This is a messenger RNA of Strigops habroptila (Kakapo), 12033 nucleotides long. RefSeq lists its product as uncharacterized. NCBI's taxonomy places the organism in Eukaryota, Metazoa, Chordata, Aves, Psittaciformes, Psittacidae. The record is from RefSeq and is a predicted model, not a curated record. The transcript is spliced from 73 exons. Gene Ontology annotation, molecular function: lipid carrier activity. Bases 15 to 11780 code for a protein of 3921 amino acids. Gene Ontology annotation, biological process: lipid transport.
AGGAGGUGAUUUUGAUGGCUAUGGGGCUGCAUGCCAUCAUUUUACUCUGUGCUGUGGUGGCAGGAGCUUCAGGCAGAUCCUUGGAGGGCUUAAGUGAUGGAGCUUCCUGUUUUGUGGAGUGUGCAGGACACAGUACAUCAUACUUCCCCAGAAGGGCUAGAUACAGCUACAGAUAUACAGCAGUCACCAACACAUUCCUGCAGGGAAAUAAUUACAGAAGCAGUGGUAUCUCUCUGGAGAGCACAGUGAUCAUUGAGGUAUUGGGGAAUUGCCAGCUGGUUUUGAAAGUGCAAGAUGUACAAAUUAAGAAAAGUCUUGCACCCAGAGAGGAGCUUCUGAAGGAAAUGGACCGUCUAAGGGAAAUACUAGAACAGCAUCCUCUUCGUUUUUCUUUUCAUGAUGGGAAAGUUAUGAAGCUCUGUCCUGUGAGGAGUGAACAGACCUGGGCUCUGAACAUAAAGCGAGGCAUUCUCAGUGUCCUGCAGAUGUCACAAGCAUCCACUGGUAGUACAGUUGUUGAAGAGGUGGAUGUUCUGGGAAUAUGCCCAACCAAGUAUCAGUGGAAAGGUUCUGUUCUUGUCAAGACAAGAGACUUAAACCUCUGCUCUCAUCGGUAUUCUGGCUUUACUGCUGUGCAGUCCGUGGUUCUUCCUCAUUCUGAGCAGAAGAUCCUGUCCUCCAAACUGGAGUGUGUUCAGAGCAUUAAGGAUGAAGUCCUGGCAGAGGCCAAAUGUUCUGAGUCCAACCUGCUUACACUGUUCUCUCAGAAGGGCAGUGGGGCAAAGACAGAGACACAGUCUUCCCUGAAACUCUUUCAAGUGGAAACAGAUACGCUGUACAGAAAAGGAACCACCAUUUUUCAUUAUGUCUUUCCAGUGGACUCUGAGGAUCUGUAUGUCACCAACAUGCUCUAUGAAAGAGAAGAAACCGAGAGGGAGGUCACUGGAGGGGAAGUGACUGAACUAGUGUGGAAGCUUUGCUUAGCACAUAGUGCAAGUUUUGAGACUGCAGACCUUUUCAUGACUCUUGUGUUUGAGCUUCGACAUCUUUCUCUUGAGGCCUUAAAAGCACUAUGGCAAAGAUCUUCAUUUAAAUGCAGAGACAACUGGCAGCCAUUAAUAGAUGCUCUCCCAUCUUGUGCUACAGAAGCAUGUGUUAUCCUAAUGAAAGAAAUCAUAGCUUCUGGAGAAGUCGAGGAAGACAAAAAGGAGUAUUUCUUCUGGUCUUUGUCAUUCAUUCCUAAACCCACCUCAGGCAUGAUUAAAUCUCUUGCUACAUUGCUGAAGUCACCUGGAGCAAGCCAGAGCUGCUUCUUAGGAGUAACGGCUCUUUUACAUAGGUUUUGUUCAGCUUACAGCUCCUGUGAUGGUGUACCUGCUGUGCAGAGUGUGAUGAGAGCUCUUGGGAAAUUUUUGGGACGAAAUUGUACCGUGCAAGAUACAGAACGACUCAGCGAGAUGCAGCUGGUGUUAAAAGCCAUUGGAAAUGCAGGCCUGGCAGCAGCUUCACUAGCUCCUACUCUGAGUUUGUGUGCUUCCCUGAAAACCAAUCCAAUCCACAUUCGUUUAGCUGCUGUCCAGGCCUUCAGGCGCAUUCCCUGUUCUGGCAGGAAUGCUGUAUUAGUUCAGCUGUAUCAAGAAACCAGUGAAGAUGUGGAAAUAAGGAUUGCUGCGUAUUAUAUAGCAAUGAAAUGUCCACAUGAGGAGUUAUUUAAACAAGUACAAAAGACUUUGCUGAAAGAAACAUCCAGUCAAGUGGGCUCCUUUGUUUGGAGUCAUCUCUCUCAGCUCCUGGAGACAGGUGACCCAUUGAAGGAGCACCUUCGAGAUUCUAUUCCUGAUGAAAUCCUGAGCAGAGAUUUUGACCAGGAGACAUGGAAAUACUCUUCAUAUUCUGAUGCCACGUUCCACUCAGCUGGUGCAGGUGCAAAUAUGGAAGCAACAGUGGUCUUUUCUCCUGCAUCUUUUCUACCGCGAUCAGUCAUGACAAAUUUGACUGUUCACCUUAUGGGGCAGGCUAUAAAUCUGCUGGAGGUUGGUGUACGAUUAGAGAAUGCUGAAGCUCUCGUGCAGAAGACUUUUGGGCAGAAAUCUGCUACUUUCAGUGACUACUUUUUUGCAAACACUAAUGGAAGAAACCACAAGUCAGAAAAUCCAGUGAAAACAACAGGAAAAGUCAAGCAGAGGAAGCUGACUUUGAAGCAGUACGGCUCCACUGGUCAUCAUGUGAUCAAGUCUGGCAAGCCAAAGUUGAGGAAAGUUAACCAGAAUUGUCCUAGUAGAAAGUACAGUAAAAUGAGUGAGUUAGUCAAAAAGUUCACUGAGACAAGGGUGGGAAAGGAGGCACUGAAAUGUGAACUAAGCAUGAAAAUCUUUGGAAAUGAACUUAGCUUCUUGAAUUGUGAAGAUUUAAGGAAACAAACGAAACAUUAUUCUUUAAAUCUGGCUGAGUUGGCUGUCAAACUUCUGAAGGGGCAAGAGGUCCAGUUUAAUAAAAGGCUGAGUUUGGCCACUGAGGAAUUGCAGUUCCCAGCAAUUUCAGGCUUUCCUGUUCAGCUGGCAGUCAAUGCCUCAGCAGCAGUCAACAUAAAAAUCAAAGGGAAUGCAGAUUUCAAACAACGGUCAAAUUUCUUUCUAAAUGGAUAUAUCAAGCCAAGUGCGUUUGUCCAGCUUUCUGCCCAAAUGGGAACUGUGGGGACUCUAGGACAAGCUGGCCUAAGCUGGGUAAUAGGAAUGAGGACAUCUUCUAGCAUUGAUGGGGGAAUUCAGGUAAAAAAAGGGCAAGAGCUCAAAGUUUUCUUGAACACUCCUGAAGAAUCUAUGGAGAUAAUUAAUUUCAGCUCUAAACUAUACUUCACAAUGGUGGAUGAGAUGGAAGAUAUAGAUGUUUUCCAAGACCACACAGAAACCAGAUCUUGCACUAGGAAGGAAGUGUCUGAGAUUAUUGGCUGGCAGCUGUGUUCUGAAAUGUCAUAUCCUGCCCCAGCCAGUGGUUUGGUUUUCCCUCUUACUGGACCUUUGAGAGUGGCUGUCACAUUAACUAAGCAAGACAGGGGCCUGCAGCAGUACAUUGUGGAAGCUGCAUAUAACUAUAUUGCUCAGGAGAAUUCAUGGAUCCCAAAUGUAGCUGUCCUUCACAUCUUCAUUGGGACUCCAAAGUCAGACUUGAAAAGGGAUGUUGGCAUUGACCUAAAUUUUAGUGUCCCACAGAGGAAAUUCAGAAUCCAAUUUAUGCAACCUAAGAAAAAAAUCGAGAUUGAUGGGAGAAUUGAGUUUUCUAAAAGUUCACAAGUUGGACACCUGGAGCUGAUAGUAGAUGAUCAAGAUGUAUAUUACAUUAAGGGAAUGACAGAUUUGCAGAUGCUGGGUGGAGAGCAGAGAUACGUGACCCAACUGGAGCUAAAGCUGAUGAAGCAAAGCAGUCCUAUCAUUCUGUCAGGAAACAUCACUAAACAACUUGGCAAGAAGAUAGCUUUUUCAGUAUCCCUGAAUAAUUUAUUGAAGGAUGCUGCAUUUCUUUCAGUGUUUCUGGAGAAGAAGGUUGAUGAUAAGCUGAGACAAUACUCGUUGGAAGGGGAGACUUACCUUCCAGGUGUUGUUGGACUUAGUGUCAUCGGUCUUCUCCAGCAAACUGAAGGCUUAUGGUCUCAUGGUUUGAGGAUAAAAUACGGACUCCUAGGAGAGGCAAAGAAUCUUCAUCAUGAAUGCAGUAUGCGGCAAAAGAUGAAAGUGGAGACAGGUGCACAUGGCAUGUACAAACUUGAUAUUGGACAUGAAUUUCACUGUGUGCAGACUCCAACCUAUAAUCACAAGGUUCACCUGAAACAUGAAGCAAGUGCAUCUUGGCUUUCCUCCCAGAUGGAAAUUAGCUAUGGAAAACACUGGGAUGAAAUAAACAACAAGAAGAAACUGCUGAUGAGCCAAGCGUUUAAGAACAGUUCCAGUUCAUCUCUAGUCAGCUAUUUCAUGGAGUUUACCAUGCAAGUCCUGGAAAAACAGGUGAAUUAUAGAACCCAGCUGCAGCACUCGUACACCUCUCAGGUUUAUUUGCAGAGCAGCACCAACUUUGAGGUGCAGUACAAUGACCGCGUGCCAUUCAUGGCUGGGCUGCAGUGGAAAGACGCAUCCAGAAAUGGCCUGAAGAAGUGGGAAGGUGGAUUAAAUAUAGACACCCCAUGGCUAUAUCUGUAUGCAGCUCACAAACUACAUCAGCCUCAGCAUUCUGCUUAUUUGUUGACUAUGGAGCUGACAACUGGAAAAUCUCUCUCUAUUAAGAAUCUCGUAGUGGAACUAUUAUAUAAAGAUCAAGGCAAUGAAAAGGAAGGGAAAGUUCACAUUUACACGCCAGGUGCCACCUACCUACAGGCAUCUACAUUUAAUCAUCUUGGGAGGAAUGUUCUGCAUAGCUAUAGUGAAAUGAUAUCCCUGUGGAAUCAGCUUGUGAAGAAUGAGAUUCAUUUGGAGAAUAAUGAACGAGCCAAGUUUCUCUGCUUUAAGAUAAAGAGUACAAAACAGGAAUUUAACUUCACAGCCAGCUAUCAGAAUCUGCCAGUGCCUAAGAAGACAAACUUUUCUGUAAAGACCGUAUGGAGAGAUUAUAAAAGGCUGCCUGUCAUGCUACAGUUUGAAGGCCAGAUAGAAGAACUGAAGAAGGAGAAGAUGCUCUAUCAAAAACGUGGAACCCUCUAUUUCAGGCAUCCUUUCAAAGUGCCCAUUUUGCAGAGCUUCUUUCUGCAGGAGAUGUUUACUGUUGACAAAAAGCAAAAGCACUAUUUAAUGGAAACAAAAGUCCUGAUAAAUGGGGUGGAGGAAACAGUUCAAACUCUUACACUUGGUUACCAACCUGAAAACCCCUAUAUUUGUGCUGGCUUAAUUCAUCCAUAUAACUACAAGUUGUUGCCCAAAGAAGUUGAAAUAUGCAUUUUAACUCGAAGUCACCAAAAUUUGAAGCAUGAGCUUGAGACUGCCUUGAAGGUCAAUCAGGAAGAUGUUCUCAGCUUUUUGGGGAGAUAUGAGGACAAAUCCAGUGAGGCAGAUUUUAGACAUCUUUUACACAUGGAUGUGACACAUUCAUUCCAGCUUGAGUUUCCACAAGCAAUGGACCUAAGUGGAGAGCUGUUUUCCAGGCAGACUAAACUGGAACACUUUGACUACAGUGUGAGUGUAAAAGCCAUCAUCAACAAGAACAUGUCUUCACAGGCCCAGGCAGCCCUAAAGAGUUAUGGUGAGAGCAGUUUCAAUAGCUCUUUUUACCUGCAUUCCGAUGGAAGGGACAUGCUGAUGCUGGAGAUUGAUAUGAACAAUGAAAACAGGAAAAAAACCAGAGUUGUUGAAUUGAGGGCUUUCCUCCAUCAGGCAAUCCUGACAAAUCCAGAAUCAAUACAAUGCCGGCUCAUGGGCAAAGUAUUUCCUUCAAGACUUUUGAUAUCUUCUGAGAUGAAGCUUAAUGAAAAUAGGCUUCACGUGGAUUUGAUGGGAGCCAGGGAGCAGAAAGUUGGUUUUGUUUUGUCCUUAUAUGGAAAAGUCCAACACACAUUUGCUGGAUUAAAGGCCAUACCUCAUCAUCUUUCACUGAAUGGAUUACUGAAGUGCAAAAACAACAUUCAUGAUGGUAACAUCAAUGUGAUGGUCAACAAAACACUAUAUGGGCUCCAUCUCAGGAACAGAAACGUGUUUGGGAAUACCACCGUACACAAUAUCACUUUUGCUAUGUUUCACAAUGGCAGUCAGGCAAUCCCUGUGGAGGCAAAACUGAAAGGACACCUGGAGCUGAGCAAAGAGAUGAAAAGGGGGCUGGCUAGCUUCCAGGUGGAUGAGAAAGCCCUUUCUGUAGAUUUUUCCAAUAUCAUGGGUCAUGGGCACAGCAGCUUCAGUGGGACUUUCACACAUAAUAUCAGCUUUUUGAAAAAUGCAGGAUUGCCCUUGGAUGGCAUUGUUACUGCCAUGCGUGAUCAUGACACAAGAAAUCACACCAUUACUAUAGUCCUUCAGAGUGGCAGUGAAAGGAUUACCACUGUGCUUGGAGGUCACAGACUGUCCACAGAGCCUCCUAAAUCCCAGUUAUCUGUAAGUUUAAAGCACAACAUCUCAAAGAUAAAGGAACAUGGGAUCCCUUUUAUUGUGGAAGCUGCUGGCUAUUAUGAGAAUUUCACCAAAAAGAUUGCUGCAGGGAUAACAGCCACAGUGGAGAUGGAACAGCUCAAAGUUGAAAUAGAGAAGAAAGCCACUGGCAGUGCUAUGGAAAUUUCUCUUUCACUUCACCACGAUGUGGAAGGACUGAUUUACAUUGUUCCACGUGUACUAGAGAUUGCUUGCAGUGGAGAAUCUGCUAACGAGCAACUUUCUGGCCUUUGCAAUGGAGCACUUACACUUCAUCAUUUUGAGACUCCAGCAAGAGUUUCACUGAAUGGGUCAGUGUUUACCAGCAACUUUACUCUCAUCUUCUUUGGACACAUUUCUUUUCAUGACAUGUUUGCCUGCCUGCAACUCCAUGCCACCACUAACAUCCAGCCUCAUUUAAAUGUUGACUUCCAGCAUUCUUUACCUUCACUUCAGUCUCUGGGAAUUGCUGGAGAAAACCAAGUGAAGGUGUCAGCUGUGAGAAGUGACAAGUAUAAGGGCAUGUUUGAUAUUGUCCUUGGGCCUUGCAGUUUGAAAGCUGAUGGAGAAGUGAGCCUGGCAAGCAAUGAAACAGAUACAGAAUGGGUACUUACUUUUAGAAACAAGUGUGUCAGUCUAGAGGUAAGCCUGGAUUGUUUUCUGCAUGGCAUUAUAGUCUGUGUGUUUCAUAUCAUUAUGAGUCACAGAGAACUAUCUCCUGACACAAUUAUUUACGGAGAAGAAAGGUUUGGUCAUUUAAGUUGCUAUGGUAGAGCAAUGAGUCAGAGCACUUGCAGAGGGAAUAGAAUGGGAUUGCCUCAUGCUGUAGCCUUUGGGGGCUCAUUUCAUCAAAACAUCUGCAAUGUUGGCUUGUUAACGAACCUCCAGUGUGAUGGCAGAACAGUUCAUGUGCAGAUAGACACUUCCUGCAGACGCGAAUAUACACUGCAAGGGGUGCUCAGGCAUUCAGUUCACUGGCUGAGUCAGCUUGGGUUGCCUUCUGAAAACUCUGUCUUAUUAUCUGCACCCACAGACUCCGCCACAGAGGGCAUUUUGUUGCUGCAGGCUGGCAAGUGCAAACUUAAGGCUAGAGGAGAUCUCUCUAUUCAGAAUAAAACUGAAUGGACACUGGAAAUGGAAACAGAAUGUCAGCUUCUGCAGGAUCUCCGUAUUCCAACUCAGUCGUGGCUCACAGGAUCUAUUCAGAAAGACAAGUGCCAAGCGGAACUUCUCUGUGUCCUUGAAACAGAAGGCAAGACUGCCCAUCUUGAAGUGAGAGCAGACUGCAAGCCAAAGGUUACACUGGAAAUUCAGUUCAGGCAUGACCUCCCUCAACUGAAGGAAAUUCCAAGGGAAAACAUGCUGUCCAUCACUGCACAAAACCAGUUAAAAUAUCAUAUGGGAAUAGGAAUGAAAUCGGGUGAUUGUGAGCUUCAAAUGAAUGGGGACUUUGACCCUGAAAAGAAGCUUCAGUGGAAAAUGGUUAUAGAAAACAAAUGCCAAACAAUUCAGGAUCUUGGAGCACCAGUAACAAUUGAUGGUUCAGGCUAUGUUUUGAUGGAUAAAAUGCACCUAGAUUCACAGACUUGGAUCACUGUCGAUGAAAGUAAAUUACAAGGACUCCUUAUACUUAAAGUCACUGGUGAAAGACAAGAGCUGGAUGCAGUGCUAACCCAUAACAUUCAAGGAGCUGCUGACAUUGGCAUUCCUAUGAGGAUGUUAGUUGAUGUGGUAUCAGAAAAAAACAGCGACUUCUAUAAAAGACUUAUUCAAUUCUGUGUGGACAGCAAGCAAAUUACAGAAGAACUGAGCUUUGUCCAGAAGCUGGAUGUUGUGUCUCUUAACUACGAACUUACUCAUAACAUAGAAGCACUGAAGACUUUGCAAAUAAAAGACAGGAUUGAGUUGCAGGCUAUCCUAAACCUGAAUGUGAUCAAGAGCUUUAGUAUUAAAGCACAUUAUGGUGCUCACCUAACAGCUCUUGAGGGACAAAUCCAGGAGUUUGAAACAAGUACCAACAUAACUGGGAAUUUCCAUCAUACUUGGCCGUGGCUGCUACAAGCAGGAGUCCCAUCAUCUUUACAGGUGGUUGUAGUUUUUCAAGGGGGAAACACAACUCAAGAAAGUUACGUGCACAUUGCAGCUGGAGAAACGUCAAUCACGUACACAGUAAACUCCUAUUAUGUUGGUCACCAAGUGGCUAUCUUAUGCCAAAGUGUACAUAAUAGCGAGGAACUACAGGCAUCUGGCUACCCUAAGGCAAUCAACUUGAUUUUCAGAUUACAGAAAUCAGAAAACAAAGCCAAGACUAUCUGUGAAAUCCAAUAUGAUGACAAAGAUAUAUGUGUGACUAUGGAUGUCGACACAGACUUUCAGCUUUACGGUAUAUUUGAAUUUGUGGUAGAGGUGAAGCAUUCAAUAUCACUUCUCCAUCAUCUGGGACUUCCCUUCUUUCUUAAGAUGACAGUUCAAGAAGUCCUGUCUGAAAAUGAAAUCGAAGGAGCUCUGAGGCUGACCUAUGAACAAAACACAAACUUCUCUUUUACCAUCAGCAGGAAAAAAGACCAGCAAGGUGAAGAGUUGACUAUAAAAGCACUCCAGACUCAUCCCUGCUUUCUACAGUACUUCCCCAGUGCAGCAGAACUGUCUUCUAAGAAGGUAAAUUAUGAUAUGAGUGAAGCAAAAGGCAAAAUGUACCUCAGGAUGGAAAAAAGGGAUUUCAAUGUUACAGCUAAGCUAACUCUCACUGGAACCAGCUACAAUAACGUCAUUGAAGUAAUACAGACAAUGUCCCAGUUAAAAAUUCUUCCAAGGCAGCUUGUGGUUGUGAUAGAUUAUAAAAAAGGCAACAGAACACGUAUGCUGAGGCACAUUGCUCUGUGGGAUGGCAAGGAGAUAAAGGUAACAGGCACUUACACUGGACUCUUCCCAAAGUUGCCUGGAGGUCAUGAUGUUCAGGUGGAACUUUUCCAUCCUCUCUCCAUCCCUUUCCCAUGGCAUGCCAGGGUCAACUUAUAUCUGAAACAUUCGGCACGUAGUCACCAGGAUGAUCUUACUGUCAUCUGGAAUGAGAAGGACCAGAUAUCAGUGUCAUCUUCUCUGAAGUUUGGAAGAGACCGUACGAACUACAGAGCCAGUAUUGCCCACCCAUUCAAUUACACUCUGAAGCAGCUGGAGGUCCAUUCCCUGUCAGAAAGAAGAGGCAGAAAGUACAACCAGCAGCUGCAGCUCACAGGGAAUGGUGGGCAGCCUGCUGACAUCCGACUGACCCUGGAGGAUAAAUCAAAGAUGGACAGUACUGCCUGGGAUGGCUGUAUGAUACUCUCUUCAGGUCAGCUUCAGAGAGUAUUACAUAUGGAACACCUGCAUGCGUGUGGGUCUCUAGAGCAAAAAUCAGCAUUGUUUAAUGAAUAUCUAGAUCUGAGCUGGGAUGACAAAAAAUUCAAACACAACUUCACUUUUGAGAGAAAUCAAUUCUUGUAUCCUGAUAAGUUUCAGUUAGAAGCUGUUCUGGAAAAUAUUUUCUUGACCUCAUGCACCAAACAGAAGAUUCUGGGUAAAAUAGAAACAAACUACUUGUCUAGCCUGGACCAUGAUAUGAGCUUUGAGUUCUGUGACCUUCCACAUGUAAUUGUUUUCUCUGGAAAACACCAGCUCAACAAAGAUGACAUCAUUUUGCAAUCAGAGAGCAGAUUCCACCUUGCUGAUCAUGGGAGAGAUGAGGGGCUGAUUGGAAUAUCCUUAAAAAAUCGGAGUACAGCUGAUGUGAAGAACUAUUCUUUGGAAAUUGAAUUAAGAGCCUUUGAAGAUAUCUCGCUAGGCCUGACAGGAACUGCUGCUUCCUCAUCUGUGCAGAGCCAAGUCCUGGUGGAGGGGAUUGUUGAUCAGAGAGAGAAAGUAAAAAUAGCUGCUUCUAAAGGAAAGCAAUGUUUCCAGUGCUACGUGGGGUAUUCGAAAGGGGAUUUAGAAGAAGGAAUGGAAGUCAGUGCUUGUACUGAUGGGCAACAGAUGGCUACUGUUAAUACCUAUCUCAACAUUAACGGUGAAAGGCAAGAAAACAUGGGACAAAUGACUCUAGCAGCUGUUAACGGAAGCUUGAGUUUUCUGGCUCAUGGUUGUGGGGAUCCAGUUCUUAAGGCUGAGUACAAACUUAAUGAAAUUGGGAGCCUUCUGAAAGCCAAACUGAUGAACAAGAUAAAGAAGUUUGAGGGAUAUAUGUGGAGAUUCAGGAGAUCAGUGCAGCAAGUUGAUUUUCUGACGGAAGCAGCUGGCUGGCCCUCCAUAGCCUUGCAAAAGGUAGCAGGAUUCCUCCACAGUGUGGGUAGAGCUGUCGCCCAGGUGUGGAAGCAAAGUGGAAUUGGGCAGAUACUGAGAAGCAAACUCCCACUUUACCUGGAUAAAAUUCAAGACAUUGUCCAGCAAAUUCAGAAUGAAUUGCAAAACCCACUAGCAACUUUGAGGGAUGCCUACUAUGAUGUAACCUUGAAACCACUGGAUGAAGUUUGGCAAGAGAAGACAGAAGAGUACAUGAAGAAAAUCCAGGCUUUUUUACCCAAGAUAGUAAAAGAUGUGUGGCUAAUGGAACCAAUCCAGGUGGCACUAAAGGCUGUGAAAGCGGGCUUGGAUAUGACUACACAGCAGAUGCUCAGGUGGGCAGAGGCCGUGUUUUCUAGAGCUGUGAGCAAGGUCCGGAAGCCCUUACUCAACCUGUAUAGUUUCUCAGCCAGGAACUGUUCGGUGGCAGUAAAACUGCCAGUACUUCCUAAAGCAGGAUCCCUGGAUCUGGGAAAUAUCACUCAUUAUCUCAUUGAAGAAAAGCUAAUGAGGCCUCUCCAAGACCUCUACAAUAUCAACAUAGUUGCAGAGUAUUAUAGAUUCAAACGGAGGAUGCUGGAGAGUCCCUUUGAAUAUCAUGCUAUGUUAAUGGGGACUAAGCAUCUUAUGACUUUUGAUGGCAAAAUUUAUGAUUUGGCAUCAAAGUGCAGUGUACUUCUAGCCAAGGAUUUUGUUCACAAUACUUUCACUGUAAUACUAAAUGAAGAAACUGGUAACUCAAGAUCCCUGUAUGUGGAGAUGAACCAGACCGCGAUCAGCAUCUCUCCAAGACUGAAGAUAUCCAAGAUGUACAACUUCUCCUUUAUGGAUGAGAACUGCCAAGCACUGGAUCAAUCCCUUGAAAAGAAUACCAUUAAUUCAAGGAGAGAAAACAACAAAAUAGAAGUGUCUAAUCAGAAAGGAGUUUCUGUCUCUUGUGACUUCCAGUAUGAUCUCUGCACUGUCACUUUGGCUGGCUGGCACCAUGGCAUCUCAGCUGGGCUUUUUGGUACCAAUGACAAUGAAGCUGGAAAUGAGUGGAUCCUUCCUAAUGGUUCCAUCACUGACAGUGUGCAGGAGUUCACACAGAGCUGGCAGGUGAACACAUGCAGGCUCGUACAGAAGAAAGCGGAGCCAUGUCCAACUACGCAAAAACACUGUGAAGUGUUUUUUGAGGAACCACGUUCACUUCUUAGGAACUGCUUCAGAGUUGUGGACCCUGCACCAUUUUACAGCAUGUGCACAUACGACUCCUGUGGAUCACAUGAGGUGAAGGCUGCCUGCAGUUUAGCAGCAGCUUUUGUUCACUUGUGCAACCAAAACUUUGUCCCUGUAGAAAUUCCACCUCAGUGCUUGAGCCAGUUCUGAAUGGCAGAUACCAGCCCUGAAGAUGGAAGAACCCUUUUGGCAUCCAAAAUAAAACAGCUGAUUAAGGUAGACAAGCUAGAAGCAAUAGUAGGGAGAACAGUAAAAGUGGGAAUGAAUUUGUGUUAGGACUAUGAGUAUAAUGAAGCAUAUAUAGUCUAAAAGGAAAGCUUUUCACCCAGAAACACCUGGGGUAAGAGGAAUGAUUUCAGUACAGUGACAAGAAGAAAUUGGACAUAAGAGUAUCGGUUACUUG